Messenger RNA from Hyposmocoma kahamanoa, 924 nucleotides. Its product is annotated as alpha-2-macroglobulin-like protein 1. The record is from RefSeq and is a predicted model, not a curated record. The transcript is spliced from 6 exons. Lineage: Eukaryota; Metazoa; Arthropoda; Insecta; Lepidoptera; Cosmopterigidae. The coding region runs from base 1 to 924 and encodes 307 amino acids. Gene Ontology annotation, molecular function: endopeptidase inhibitor activity.
AUGAGUGCUAUGAAACAAUCCCACAAGUGGAAGCAGUGGCGUAGACACCCUAAAGAUUUCAACGGAAUAGCUAAGCAAGUCGCAGAAGAGCAGCAGCUCACCCGGAAGCAAGAUAGCUAUGGAAUAAUCCCGCUCAAGAUCCCAUCAUCACCAGCUUCUCAUUGCACCAUCCACACGACAGUGGGGUGCGUUGGCAAUGAUGAUUGUACUUCGAAGAGUCACAGCGUCAUCCGACUUCUUGGCCCCGUGAGGGAUGUCAUCGUGAGACCCGCUAGGCAUCAUUACCGGCCUGGAGAAACAAUAACUUUCUGGAUCCUGGCAUUAGACCACGACUUACGUUUGGUCCGCGGAGAGUUGGCAUAUGUGGCGCUUAAGGAUCCUGCGGGAACUAAAGUCGCUAUUUGGGAAGAACUGUCCAUGGACGAGGGAGUCCGGAAGUUCAGCGCAAUUCUAGCCAACGGAGCUCGCUGCGGCACAUGGCGUAUCGAAGCCCGCUGCGGUGGCGGAUCGGCCCGGGUCGACAUCAGCGUGGGCACCGGCAUCGGAAGUUCUGCUUCUGCAGCGCCGGCUGCCGAACAGCACUACGUGGAACUACGCUUUGCUGACAAUAUGAGACGCAGAUAUAAGCCUGGUUUGCCGUUUGUUGGACGAGUAGAAGCAAUGAGCACGGAAAAGCGCGUUCGAGUCCGUGUGAAGCUUUACGAUGACAAAACAGAUAUCUAUAGUCAAGACAUCGAUAUGUCGACGGGUGAAGGGGGGUUCAUCGUGCCUACUGUCAUGGCAGACGCACCUUAUGUGAACCUGCAGACUCACAAGACCGAUCUACUGAUGGCUAAAGAUGUCUUGGCCACAGUGAGAGGAGUAGCGGGUAGUACUAAGCAAGAUGAUGAGUUUGAUGAGUUAAAAUCAGAUGUUAGUGGAUAA